Molecule: messenger RNA, 4434 nt
Organism: Mercenaria mercenaria
Lineage: Eukaryota; Metazoa; Mollusca; Bivalvia; Venerida; Veneridae
Product: ankyrin-3-like
Exons: 1
Coding region: 87-2963 (958 amino acids)
Cellular component (GO): nucleus; cytoplasm
Molecular function (GO): protein binding
Source: RefSeq, a predicted model, not a curated record
UUACAGAUAUUGGCAAUACAUUCGUUAAAACCGAUCAAUACAGUGGCUAUAUAGAUCACGAGGCUGAAAACAGUGAGAAAAUAAAAAUGGCUGAGGAUACUGUACAAGAACCGAUGAGAAAUCAGCUAUUUAAUCUAUUGAAAUCAUUACCAACGAUGGAAAGUGUGGCUUCGGAAGCUAGUGAUCUUCACAAAGCUGCUGUUACAGGUGACAUGGAAUUAUUAAAAUUAAGUCUCUCUUCCAAACAAUGCGAUAUUAACUUACAGGAUGAAUGGGAUCACACAGCCAUAUAUAUGGCGGCGCAGAAGAGCCAUAGUGAAAUAGUUUCUAUCCUUAUUUCACAUGGAGCUAAGAUAAACGCAGACGGUGAUGAUUCGUUCAAAGAUACCAAUCCAAUGCAUCACGUUCGUGAUGUGCCUACUGCAAAAAUUCUACUUAAAGCAGGCGGAGAUGUAAAUGCAAGAGACUCCAAAGGUAAUUCACCAUUACACAGAGCAGUUAUGAGAGAAGACAUAUCGAUCAUAUCGCUGUUAUUAGAACAUGGUGCAGAUGUUACUAUAAAGAAUAAUGAAGGUUUGUUAGCUUUGCAUACCUGCUGCAACUCAUCGGGCAGCGAUACCAUGGUAACAGCCAUGAAAACUUUAAUUUCGCACGGAAGUGAUGUAAAUUCAACAGAUCAUUUUAGAAUGACACCGCUACACCACCUAGCUAAAUGGUCAACGGCAUCAAAAUUAACAGUUCAAACUCUUGUAUCAGAAGGGGCGGAUUUAUAUUGUCGGGACUAUCGCGGAAACUGCCCAGUUCAUUACUUUCGUUUAUAUUUUAAAGAUGAAGAAGACAGUUUCAUAGAGACGUUGAAAGAGUUUUUUCCGUCACCUAACACCGCAAAUGUGACUGACAUGAAAGGACAGACUCCACUUCACUUAAAUACAGACACAUCUGCUAAUGUUGUGGCAAACUUAAUAAAGUGGGGUUGUAUGAUAACGGCACGAGAUAAUCAGGGGAAAACUGCUCUUCAUGUUGCAUCAGGACUGAAGAACAAGAUAGGAAUUGUAGAGGAGCUGUUAAAAAAUGGCGGAAACGCAAAUGCGCACGACGACUGGGGGAGAACGCCAUUACACGAGGCAGCGAAAGCAGGUAACGGCGGGGUAGUCGGGUUAUUAAUCAAAUAUAAAGCUGAUGUGAAUUCACGAGAUAUACGUGGUUGUUGUCCUCUUCACGAGGCUGCUCUAAAAGAUGAUGUUCAAGUUGUAGAGAUGCUUACACAGAGUGGCGCCAGUGUAAAUAAUGUGGAUGAAAACAUUUCUUCUCCUCUUCACUUUGCCGCAUGGGGGAAUUGUGAAAAUUCGGCGAAACUUUUGCUAAAGCACGACGCCAAUGCCGAGUUGAAAGACAAGCUCGAUGAGACACCUUUGGAAGUUGCAAAAUUUAGGAGAGCUGAGAACGUUGUCUGCGUCCUUUCUGAUCUCACAGGGAAAAGCAAUACACACGCAGUAGAUGAACAUACUGAAAACAUUUAUGCAUUGUCUAAUUGUGGAGACAAUUUCCUUACCUCGGACACCGUUUUACGAAUGAUUGAAAAUAAAGAGAUAAAGAGAAAAGGACAGCUUGAUCUCCAGUCUUACCUUAAACAUAUCCUAAAAUCGCCUGAAAUAGGUCGAGGGUUUGAUGAAGACGAAGCGAAAGAAAUUCAACUGGCAAUGGAAGAGUUAAUGCAAACUUUGGCAGAAAAGAUUGGAAGAGAAGACAGGAGAUUUAUUUGUAAACUGCUGCAUGCUGGAAGCACAUCGGAAGGCGCCAAAACACGAUGUCCAGAUGAGUUUGAUUACAUAUUUGCUCUGGAGGAGUUUACUAAACAUUGUUGGCCUGUCUUUUCCGAACUGGACAGUAAAACCCAGGCUGGAGUUUAUGUACCAGCGUAUUACCCCAGUAGAACUGGCGGAGCAGAUGUAAGACCUGAUUGCGUAGAAAGAGAAAUGUCUGUGUCCGUAUCCGAUUAUGCGAACAUGACAAUAAACAGUGCACCAGAAGCAGAAGACUUUGUCAGGUUUGCUGGAUCGACAACAAUGCCAGUUCACAAAAUGUAUGAUGGAUUUUCGCAACUUCUCACAAAAAUCGUCUUUAGCAAAGAUUUUCCAAAACAUCCGAAGCUGAGGAUCAUGGAGACGACCAUUGAUCCAGCAAUGACGCUCUGCUGGAGAGGAUGUAGGUACAAGGAUUUGGAAAUAAGUGUUGAUGUAGUACCAGCUAUAAUUCUACCAAAGUGGCCGGAACAGUUUAAUAAAGAAAACAUUAUUUUAACACCGGAUAUUCUUCGGAUACCUAGCCUUGUCGUACCGAAAAUGACUGCAGGAACAGAUGAAGAUCUGUGGAGAUGCUCCCUCGCUCCUGAGGAAACGGCUAUAUUCAGAAAACUAAAACCGACUGUAAGAAACAGUUACAUUACUUGCAAAGCGCUGAUUAAUUCAUGUAUUUGCCCUCACGUAAAUUUUGGAGGUUACAAUGAAGCUACGGUUGUAUACAGAAUGGAACACGAUAGUCUAUCUUCAGAAGAAGACAUUGACAUUUACGAGUAUCCAGAGUCCGUAGUGCCAUCUUACAUGCUGAAAAUGAUGUUCUUUGCUGCCAUUGAAUCAAAAGCUAGAACGUCAGGGUUAGAUAGUGUGUAUAUUGACCUUACUAAAACGCCAAGCGUACCCGACAUUGAAAAGGGAGAAGACAGCAAAGAAACUGUUUAUGGACCAGCUGAAAAUAUGUAUGUAGCAGAAAAAUGCUAUGACUUGGACGUACCCCUUGUACUUGAUGUUUUUAGGCGAUGCGAGGAAUGCAUUGAGAAUGAAUUUAUACCGUCAUUUUUCAAUCCUAAGCAUAAUGUUUUAGGUGCAGGUGUAAUGGAGCGCGGUUUAGAAAAAGUUGCAUUAUUUGUUAAAUUCAUUCGAGCGUUGUUAGAAGAACAAUCCUGAAGAAAUUGUAAACUGUUCCUGUAGUUGUAAAGGACACAAAUUACUUUAAGAUCUAUGAAAAAUAAGCUUAGAUUCUGUAUAAAGUUAACAGUGGAGUGAAUCUUUUACUGCUAGUAAGCAACAGAUACUGCUAUGGAAAUGUAGUUUCUAAAGGUUUAUCUCUGUAAAAUUCUGUUUACUAGUCUUCCUCACCAUUCCAGUUUCCAGAUCCAUAUAUUUUUAAGUACGUAUCUUUCAAAUACCAAAUACUUACAUAUUUGUUUGCAAAAAUAAUGCAUAAACUGUGCAGCGGAAUUAUUGCACAACUGUAGGAGCCUAAUAUCUUUUUUGCGUAUUUCUCAAUUCAAAUCUAAUAAUAUUUUUACCAGAUGCUUAUCUUGUAUUCUGAUACUUUUUUUGAAAGAGAUUAUUAUUUUGUUCAAAACAUUUUUCUCAUUACUGCUAAAAUCACAGAAAAAGUAGGUAUUUUUGCAAUAUUAAAUGGGUUACUUUUUAGUAGGAAGUACAGUAAAGAAUUGAUCGUUGGUGAAACUGUUUUUACAGAAUUUAUGGUCAUCAUUUGGUUGUGGUCGACAGGUGUGUCCAGUGUUUUGUAAUCGUCAGAUUUGUUUCUUCUCUGUCUUAAAAAAUGCAGCAAAAUAUUGCAUGCAGUUACAAUGAAAAUAAACCUAAUCUACUAUAUUUAGAGGCUUUUAGUGUUUAGGCUAUUAAUGUAUUACAAAAUCACGUGUUCCUUGGUAAAAGAAAGAUGUAAUUAUCCCCCUUUGAAAAAAAAUCGAACAGAACAGAAACUUUAUGUUGAUAUUACAUUAUAUAACGAUAGUUUUUGGCUUUCGAGAUAUUCCUUUAAAUCUACAGUCAAACCUCUCUGAACGGAGAACACCUGGCCUAAACGACCAGUGGUUUGGUUUCUGUUCUAACAUAUACACUGUAUUUCAACCUGUGAAUAAAAACCUCCUGUCAAUAAAGAACUUGUCACUCUCGAGGGUGGUCUUUUUGAAAAGGUCUGAAUGUGUUCACUGCAACAGAGACCCAUAUUUUGAAAAGCUUGCAAAGCCAAUUUAAAACAUUAACAGAGAUGAACAUUUGCAAGAACCCAAACAUAAUUGUUUUUUUUAACCAUUACCCGCUAAAUUUCUAAAUGGAGUAAUCCAUCAUACAGUUUGGGCAGUACCACUUAUGAUUCAAAGUGUUCACUGAAAUUUUAUUGACUGAAUAGCAACCAGUGAAUGCAUGGAGGUGCAGGCUGAUCUUGGUCUGCACUGGUCAUAAAGGCAAAAUCACUUGUCGCCAGCAGGCUAAAGCAUCAUAGACAUUUUCCUCCCUUAGAAUCACUAUUAUUGUUCCAUAAAUAAAUAAACACAAUUUACACAAAUCCCUAUGUACAGGAUUAUGACAAAUGAUAACUCUUACUUUGUAAUAACUGGAUUUCUGCUUAAGUAUUAUGUAAAAGAAUAAACAUUUUAUAACA